Messenger RNA from Argiope bruennichi, 798 nucleotides. RefSeq lists its product as uncharacterized. The transcript is spliced from 4 exons. NCBI's taxonomy places the organism in Eukaryota, Metazoa, Arthropoda, Arachnida, Araneae, Araneidae. The record is from RefSeq and is a predicted model, not a curated record. Bases 183 to 734 code for a protein of 183 amino acids.
AGUUGUAAAAUUAAGAAAACGUGCUUUUGUUUAUAAAUUUUUCUGAAUCUAAUUUGUUGAUAAGCAUGUCUUUCUUUCCAAGUCCUUGAAAUUUUAUAUACUGAUCUACUCUUUUCUCUUAUUUAGAGAGGAAGCGAUUAAAACCAAACAUUGUAAUAAAAGAAAUUUCAAUACAGUGGAAGAUGAAAGUUAAAUCAAAAAUCGCUACUGAUAUCAAAAGCCUUGUAUUAGCAAAGGCAAAGAUAUAUGCUCGAAAUAAACCAGAAUCUAAGGCUGCUGCUGCUGAUGAUGAUUCAGAAGAUGACUCAAAAAAUGUUCAGAAAGUAUCUGAAGCUGAGAAAGAAAGAAAAAGAGAAAAAAUGCGGUUAAAAAAACAAAAGAAAAAGGAAGCCAGAACUAAAAGUCUUAAAAAGGACACAGAUGAAGCAAAAAAUGCUGCUAUAAACUACCUCCAUGAAUGGAAUUCUUCUAGAGAAUCUUGGAGUUUCAAAAAGAAGCAACAAUGCUGGUUAUUAAAGAAUUUGUUCAAUACAGAUAAUAUUUCAGAUUCAGAUUUUGAAAUUUUACUGAAUUAUAUUAUGGACUUAAAAGGAGCUGCAAAAUCUAGAUUAAUUGAAGAAUGUGAGAAAGUAGUUAAAUUGCAAGAAGAAAAACUUGAAAAUUCAACAGGUGAUAAUGAAGCUUCGAGUACAACAUUCGAAAGAGCAAGAAGUGUUUUGCAAAUUCUUUUUUAAACCGUGUCUUUUUCAUUCAAGUGUUUAUACAAACUGUAACAAUAAAUAUUUAUUUAUUUACUUA